Molecule: messenger RNA, 2010 nt
Organism: Colletotrichum orchidophilum
Lineage: Eukaryota; Fungi; Ascomycota; Sordariomycetes; Glomerellales; Glomerellaceae
Product: ATP synthase regulation protein NCA2
Exons: 2
Coding region: 1-2010 (669 amino acids)
Cellular component (GO): mitochondrial outer membrane
Source: RefSeq, a predicted model, not a curated record
AUGUCUGUUGUUGCCGACCAGGUCCGCCGCUUAGACGCGCAGCUGGAUCGGAUUCCACUGGGUCUAAGUCUAUCUCAAGAAGAUGGCGAGCUCUCUGCCGAAGAGCAUGGCAUUUUUCACUCAGCCACCGUAGACGCACUGUCGUCGCCAAGAAUUGAGGAGCUCCUGCAUAUCGUCAGGGCUCUGUCUACCACCUCUACUUCGCUUUCCCUGCUCCCCGCCCAGAGGAUUCGCACUCUACUGCAAGAAUCCAAACUUGCGGAAUGGGACUUCCAGGCGGAGCAGGAUGACGAAGCCAGACGAGGUCCUUACCAGUCGGAAAUCGAGUGGCUGCUCGUCAGCAAAGCUACCGUACAGACUUACGGUAUCAUUUUGAACACGCUCCUCGACCAGAUCAUCCCUCUCAGUGAUGAGAUGUGGUACUGGGAUGAGGUUUUGAGCUCUUAUACUUAUAGCAGUCUCUACACUGUCCAGACGUCGCCAUUGCGUUUGUGGGCUUUGACUAAGGACGUCUACCAUGAAAGCAAGCACCGCAUUCGAAAUCUCAGCCAGACGCCGGGAGACAUUGUCGCAUCGACGCGGACAGGAUUAUCACAGCAAUGGAAACAAUUUUACGGCAUCGUACGGGACAGCAUUCGGGACUCAUCGAUCACGACCCUUCAGCGCAAGGUCCUUUCGCCUGUGGCUCUUAGCCGGGGCGAAGCUAGGAGGAAACUGGCACAUCUCAAGCGCUUGCGGGAUAUGAUAGCAAGCGGUCUUGGUGUGCUCGUCGACGAAGGGCUGACCUUUGGAGGAGACGAAGAUGACGACAAGAGCGAAGCGGGUGUCAACAGCCAUGACUGGAAAGGUGUGGUUGAGCGAAGCGUGGCUCUCAUGGACAUGGUUCUUAAGGAAGCCUUGACUCUGGAGUCUGGCGUCAACGAUUUUGAGGACAAGGUAUUCGCCGGAGUCGAGGAGGACCCCGAGCUUAGCAUUCACAUCGAGGACGCCAACGCUCUGGAGAAGCCUUCCGUGCUGGCUAGACGUCUUCUCAACCUCCUGGAUAACGGCCUUCCCAACCACGUCAUGUCUGCGCAGCUGCUUGUUCGUGAGAACGGUCGCCCGUCGAGAUUCAUCCGAUACUGGUUGCCUGCAACAGCAGCUCUGCUGUCAUCGACGACUGUCCUUCGACUUCUUGCCAACAGACGAGCUGAGAUUCUAAGCUGGGUUCGGGACAUUGGAUCUACGGUACGAGACUUUUGGUUUAACUGGGUCAUCGAGCCGACACGGAAGAUUGUCGGAACUAUUCGACACGACUCGAGCAGUGAGAUCGCCAUCAUGAGCCGAGAUAGUCUCAAGGCCGAUCGGGAAAGCUUGGAGCGCAUGGUUGUGGACUUUGCUUUGGAUAAACCUCACUUUGCUGGCGACGGCUCGUCGCUCACCGACGCCCAGAUCGAAGUAAUCCGCACCAAGGUCAGCGAGGGAGACGUCACACCGGUUUUGCGUGCAUACGAAAAGGACUUGCGGACGCCCUUUGUUGGGGCGGUGAAGGGCGACCUCGUCCGAUCACUCCUCAUCCAAGUCCAGAAGACCAAGGUCGACCUAGAGGUGGCCAUCAGCGGCAUCGACUCUCUCCUCAAGAGCCAGGAACUGGUGUUUGGGUUUGUGGGUCUGACACCUGGUGUGCUUGUCUCGAUUGGCAUUGUUCAGUAUCUUCGCGGCUUCUUUGGUGCUCGCAAGGGAGCCAGGCAGAGCCGCAAGACUGGACAGAGCAUCAGAGUGUUGCGCAACAUUGACAGGAUCUUUUCAGAGGCGACGCCGUCACAGAACAACCUCCUCUCUUACAAGGAUCACGGCCUCCUGCUGUGCGAAGUCCACGUGCUGCGCAACCUGAUGCAAAGAGUGCUGCCUCGCGACAGGCAGCGAGAGUUUCUCGAGGAUUUGGAUGAUCUUGCGAACUUGAAGGGGAUUCAGGUGCAGGUCAGAGCUUUGGAUCGCAUUCGCUGGGCGUACGCCAAGUGGCUACAGUAA